AGAGCCCGGCCCGGCGUCCGUCCUCCUGUCGAGCCUACGGACGCCUGACACUGCUCUGAUCUGUCUGUUUGCACCGAAGGACUCCGGACGAUCGACGGCUGACGCACAACCAGCAGCCAUGGGAGAGAAAGAUGAGCUGAGAGGUUCGAAGAAACAAUGCGUCACCAUCUUGGGAUACCCCAUAAGCAUCUUCUUCAUCGUGGUCAAUGAGUUCUGCGAGCGCUUCUCCUACUAUGGCAUGAGAGCCGUGCUGGUGCUGUACUUCAAGUACUUCCUCCAGUGGGACGACGACUUUGCCACCACCAUCUACCACACCUUCGUGGCCCUCUGCUACCUGACGCCCAUCCUGGGAGCCAUCGUGGCCGACUCGUGGCUCGGCAAGUUCAAGACGAUCGUGUACCUGUCCAUCGUCUACGCGCUGGGACAAAUCGUCAUGGCUGUGAGCGCAAUCCACGAUAUCACCGACACCAACAGGGACGGGACCCCCGACAACAUGGGCGUCCACGUAGCCCUGUCCAUGAUCGGUUUGCUGCUCAUCGCUCUGGGAACCGGAGGCAUCAAACCCUGCGUGGCUGCGUUUGGUGGAGACCAGUUCCAGGAUGAUCAGGAAAAGCAGAGGAGCACCUUCUUCUCCAUCUUCUACCUGUCCAUCAACGCUGGCAGCCUGCUGUCCACCAUCAUCACUCCGAUCCUCCGAGCUCAGGAGUGUGGCAUUCACACGCAGCAGAAGUGCUACCCUCUGGCCUUCGGGGUCCCGGCCGCCCUCAUGGUGGUCGCCCUGGUCGUGUUCAUCGUGGGCAGCGGCAUGUACAACAAAACCCCCCCCCAGGGCAACAUCAUGGUGAAGUUCUGGCGCUGCAUCGCGUUCGCGCUGGAGAACCGGUACCGGCACCGGUCGUCCCGCUACCCUAAGAGGGAGCACUGGAUGGACUGGGCCGAGGAGAAGUACGAUAAACUGCUGAUCGCUCAGGUGAAGAUGGUGCUGAAGGUGCUGUUCCUCUACAUCCCGCUGCCCAUGUUCUGGGCUCUCUUUGACCAGCAGGGCUCUCGCUGGACGCUGCAGGCCACCACCAUGAACGGAGACUUUGGUUUGAUCAUAAUCCAGCCUGAUCAGAUGCAGACUGUGAACCCGAUCCUGAUCCUCAUUUUGGUGCCCAUCAUGGACAGCGUGGUCUUCCCGCUCAUCGCCAAGUGCAACUUGAACUUCAGCCCCUUGAAGAAGAUCACCGUGGGCAUGUUCCUCGCCGCCACCGCUUUUGUGGCCGCUGCGCUGGUCCAGAUGCAGAUCGAUAAAACGCUGCCCACGUUCCCGUCACAGGCCGAGGCCCAGGUCAAGUUCCUCAACAUGGCCAACCACACGCUGAAGAUCAGGGCUGGAGACAACAACUUCACGCUGGACUCCUGGACGGCCAACGACAACUACUUCACCUUCGAGGCUCCGUUCGAGCUGACUGUUGAGGAUCGCGCCCCCGAGAGAGUGACUUUAACCGAAGGCAACAGAACCACCAUAGUCAUCCUGGACCACGCCGAGCUCGGCACUCGACCUUUCGCAGAUAUCAAGAAGAAACCAAACGAGGGCGCUAACGAUAUCAGAUUUUUCAACGGGUAUAACUCAACCUUGAACAUAACAGUGGGCAAAGUAACCUAUGAGGACAUUAUCCCCAACGACAUGUCAAAGUAUGGUUCCGUACCAUACGGGAAUGCUCAGUUCAAGAUCAGCAACGAUGAACAUGAGUGCUUCUACACCCAAACGCUGGGCUUCGGCAGCUCCUUCACCCUGGUCAUCUCGCCGAACUUCACCUUUCACGAUUGUCAACAGAGCAUCAUUGCGGGAAUGGACAUGGAGCCGAACAGCUUCCACAUGGCCUGGCAGAUCCCCCAGUAUUUCCUGAUGACGUCAGGAGAGGUGGUCUUCUCCGUCACGGGCCUGGAGUUCUCCUACUCGCAGGCGCCCAGCAACAUGAAGGCCGUGCUGCAGGCUGGCUGGCUGCUAACCGUCGCCGUGGGAAACAUCAUCGUGCUGAUUGUGGCCGAGGCUGCAACUCUGCCGGAUCAGUGGGCCGAGUACAUCCUCUUCGCUGCUCUGCUGGUGCUAGUGUGCAUCAUCUUUGCCAUCAUGGCUUACUUUUACACCUACACCGACCCAGCCAAAAUAGAGGCCCAGUUCAGGCAGGCCGAGCCCGAAGACAAGAAGAAGAAGCAGUGGGAGAUGUCCAGGAAGGAGUCAUUGGAGCAAAGCAAAGAGAGGCGAGACUCCAGCUCUGACGACGACGACGACGAAGGCAAACAGACCAAGAUCUAAAUCUGUGGAUCUGCUCCUCACGGUUCCCCCGGUCUUGAAAGAAAGCUGCUUAGUUCUGCGUUUUAUGUCUGAGACUGCACCGCUGACCGUGGAUGAAUGGAUGACCUCAGUGAAAAGGUGCAGAGGUUGAGCGAACACAGCGAUGGAGGCUUAGACGGUUAAGCUUUAGUGGACAGUAUUAGUGAAGGAUGGUGACAAGGGUAAUUCAAACACUGUUAAUGCCAUGCUGGCUGAGUCAAUCUUCUGUUUUAGGAGUGUGUUGGUUAUUAAUUUGUGUUUUUGCUUUUGUAAAAAUCUUUUCACGAUGAUUUAUAUUUGCAUAGUAAUUCUUUGUUUCGUGGUACUUUGUAACACACCGGGAGACGGAUACAAUGAAACCGGUCGAAAAUCUGUAUUUAUUUCCGAGCAAAUUGUUGUUUGUAUUGUAAUAUUAUAAUGUCACCAUUUUAUAUAUGCAAAAGUUCCCAUCGCCUCCAAAUUCAACUGAGCAUUGAGUCAGGAAAAUGUAACAUUCACGCUCAGAUGCCACGUUGGUGAAUGAACGCUGUCCUGCGUUGCAGAUGAGUGAAGGUGUGGAGCAAGAAUAGAGACGUGCACAUAGGAAAUUAGUCAUAAACAUCUGUAAACAAACAUGCAAUGUGUAUAUGUACUGUAGUUUAGAACAGUAUGCUACUAUGUCUAAGAAGAGAAAUCCAUAAGCACAAAUAAACGUUUAUAUUCAAAAUAGUAUUUUCAUAUUAUUUACACAUAUUUAUAUAUAUAUUUCUAUUCUAUUUGGCCUGUUGGGUUUAUGACUUCCUGUGGACUGUAACAACAGCUGGUGGUUCUGUUGCUCAAUGGGCGUCUGGACAAACGGGGUUAUCAGCAGCAUCGGCUCAGCAACUUUUGUAUCUUGGUUUUGCAUGCAGUUGUUGAGUAAGGGACUGUUCAAGGCUGAAGAUCAUUAAUAUUAAUGGCAUUGAUAAGACACAUGUUGGUGAAGGAUUGGCUGUUUAUAGACCUUAAGGUCACCCUCUGGUUCAAUUUUGAUAUUUAUGAUGUAUCUUUAUUACAGUUACUCAUUAUUCUUUUACUUAUCUUAAAAAUCAAUAAUUCACAAGACUUUAAAGCACAUUUCAUCACAAAAGUUGAAAUGUUAUCCCCCAUAGGGUGGAAUGAGACACUGUAAAUGUACAUGGAUAACGUCCACACGUCACAGGAGCGUUAGCUGAUGGUUGUAGAUUCUCUUUGAGCUAUAACUUCAUGAGCUUCAGAGGAGCAGAGUGUACGCUCAAAAGGUAAAUGAGGCUCACGGGACAGAAGACGCUCAGUUAGCAUUAGAUCUUUAUUUCUCAUGUCACUUUGAAAGCUUACAUUUAACUUGGGAAUCCUCAAAUGACACAAGCAAAGAUUAUAUACAGUACUAUAAACUGUCAGCUAUAAUAAAGGAAACCAAAUGUACACAUUUUGUAGUUUUCUUCUGUAGCAUAUGUUUUUCUUUAAGGUAUAGAUAUUUUUGCCCAUGUCCAUAAAGCAUUCCAUAUUUCCAUACUUUGCAAUUAUAAAAAUAUCAGAUAUUUCUUAAUUUCUUUCAAUCCCUGUGUUGACAAGUGCGUUUUGAUGCAACUCCCCAACAUUAUUGCUGCAUUAGCACAGUAGUAAAUUCUGGAACUCUUAAGUAAACAUAUACAAUAAAACAUGGCUAUUAGCAACUUUUUUCAUUGAGUUUUUUUUUCCUCUUUCAGGUUUCUUUAAAUACUUGACACACUUUCAAAGUGCAAAAAAAAACUGAUCUGUAAAUUAGAAAAAAAAAAAAGG
Messenger RNA from Betta splendens (Siamese fighting fish), 4099 nucleotides. It is a transcript of the gene slc15a1b, whose product is annotated as solute carrier family 15 member 1b. Lineage: Eukaryota; Metazoa; Chordata; Actinopteri; Anabantiformes; Osphronemidae. The transcript has 23 exons. The record is from RefSeq and is a predicted model, not a curated record. Bases 119 to 2302 code for a protein of 727 amino acids. Gene Ontology annotation, molecular function: dipeptide transmembrane transporter activity. Gene Ontology annotation, biological process: oligopeptide transport; transmembrane transport. Gene Ontology annotation, cellular component: membrane.